AUGGACUCUGAUCCUGGUGCAAACCAUUCUGAGGCCACUUCGGAACCAGAAUCUGCGCUUCCCUCAAUCGCGGAUCUUUCUACAAGUUCAAGUGGCCAGAAACGUAGCGCAUCCCCGACCAGCAGUGAGCCGUCAAAACGUGCAAAGACUGACGGGGAUUCCACGGGACCAAGCGGUGACAACCAGCAGCAGGAGAACGGGAAUGAUGCAUCUGAAGUCGAUAUAGCCUGCCAAGCUGAAGAGAUCGCAGAGGUCAUUAACUCUGUCAACAGCGACUCGGAAGAUUCCCCUAGAAUCCCUCUUCCGUAUGGGUUCCCACCUAUUUCCCCCGUUGAGAUGCAGGAACUUAGGGAGUGGCUAGCAAGUCAUGCCAACGUCAAAACCGACAAUCAGGUUGCCAGUGGUAUCCAUGCACAACUCCUGAAGUCGAUGGAACCAAGGCAGCAAGGCCUGGAAGCAAUUUGUCGCAUGGUAGGCGUUGAUACCAAUGGUAUUGAUUGGAAGACCGGCAUUCACAUUCCGGCGGUGAUGGAACACGGGUUGAAAGCAAGACCUCAUCAAAUUGCUGGUGCCAACUGGAUUUCGACCACUCUCGAAUCACCUCUUCGCGCUGCGCUACUAGCGGAUGAGUGUGGUACUGGCAAAACAGUUCAGAUUGGCCUUGCGCUGGCCAUCCACUAUUAUAGAAUCAAGGCAGAAGUUGAAGCUGGGACGUUCAGACCUCGUGAUGAAAAGCGGUGGUUCAAGCCGAGUAUCAUCUUUUGUCCACCGGAGCUCGCCUAUCAGAGCUUUCGAGAAUGGUCAUAUUGGUUCCCGAAUUUCUUUGACAUCCGUAUCUGUCAUCGCACAGAAUCCCAGACUGCUGAUGAGUUUAUUAAAUGUCAUAUCAUGGAUCAAAAGGAUGGUCUGCAGUCGUGGGUCGAUGAUAGUGCAGCGUUGCAUGAUGACAUCGAGACCCUUCGCAGAAUCGUGAUCAUUCCUUAUCAUACGGCCGUGAGCCGCAUGAUCUCCCACGAAAAGAGUGAAGUUGCAAGCCAGGCGCGAGUGCAACUACGUCUAACACCGAAGCGAAAGAGAAACAACAAGGUCGAAAAAGAAGAGAUCGAGUUCGCAAUUAAGGGUCAAAGCUACAACUGGGUCGUUUGUGAUGACGUAUACGCCAUUCGGGGACCUCGUCCCAAAACACACCAGUUGAUCAACCAGUUGGAACAUGAAGCGAUACUGUGGCCGUUCGUUUUCGGCCCUGACUGCACUGGUAUCCGCGCACGGCUGUAUUUCAACAAGAAAGCUUGGCAGGCUCUACAAGACGGCAGGCAGUAUAAGGGCCUCACUAUGGAUCACAUUAUCCAAUCGAGACGUUCAAUUGGCCCGUUGACCUCCCGCGACCAAACCAUGAGGGACGAGUACGCCACGUAUAUCCAGGAGAAGAAGGGUCCCUUGUUCCUGAUGAAUCCCGACCUCUUUCAGAGGUUCUGCGAAGAAAUCAAGUUCGAAAAGCCUGAGAUUGCACGAGAGGCCAUUCGACCUCUGCUGGAACUGUUCUGUCUUCGUCGUGGAAUGUUGACCCCUGCGACCAUGCCUGACGGAACAACCGUGGUGCCAGGCGACGCUAUCCCCCAGAUGAACAUCAGAACCGUCAAUCUUCAGCCCUAUGACGACGAGGAUAAGGAUGAUUUGUACAAGAUCGUGAAAAACCACUACGCCUUUCUGUUUAACGACUCUCACGACGUCGACAAGCAGAUUGGACACGGUACUGUCGACAAAGCCAAGAAUACGUGGCCGAAUCCGACCAUCGUUCGAACGCUUGCUUUAUCGACUACCAACAUCGAAUUCUACCCUCUUACGCAGAAACCCGAUGGGGAUAGGAAAAAAGCCCCCCUCAAUUCGGAACUAGGCCAGAAGGUGAUGAAGAACCGACCUUGCUUAGACAGAUUGAAGUCCUUCAGCCUCUCCGGAGCGAGGACAGCCACUAUCGAUACUGGUGAUUCCGAGGAGAUCGAGAAGAUCUUGGAGAAAGAUGGGGUUGGUGGAUUACUAUUGUAUCUCAAUGAGAUACGGGGAAAUCAUGAUGUCGAAUUCCCUGAGACUCGCGAAGACAUCCUCAAAACAUUCUGUUCACGAAGUCCCAAGCUUUGUUGGACCAUCAAUCGCGUUCUCGAGCUGAAGGAACAAGGAAAUCGCGUGCUGGUUUUUGUGGACCAUCCUCUGACUUCACUGAUCCUGACGGCCUUGCUUACUAGCCUCUGCGUGGAGACUCUUAACAUCAGAAGCACACACGAUGUUGACCAACGUGCCUACAUGGUUCGUCAGUUCAAUGAUCCAGAAAACCGAGUCGACGCACUGGUUGUCUCCUUUCAACUAGAUGGAUUCGGCCUAAACCUCCAAGGAGCCUGCCAUCAUGGCAUCGUCAUGGAAUAUCCCAAAAACCUCCCUACUAUGCUUCAUGGCUUCGGCCGACUUUGGAGAAUGGGGCAGGAACAUGAAGUCCACUGGGAUGUUCUCUACCUAGAGAAUUCAUUUGAUGGCUGGGUUGAAACGUGGAUGGCGUCGAGAUAUGCCGACAUCCUUGCAGCAGAGGGAGAAAUCCCAGACGCGAUUGAGGGAGAGCACCGGGUGAUGUGCGGAUUUGAACUCAUCAAACAGUACCUCGGGCAAGACAGCAAUCGAUACCCCAGAACUCGGGUGACUUGGUCCGAACAAGAUCACCCCCUGGUGGCUCGAGAGGGUCACUUCUACUCUGCGCUGGCGAAAUAUCUCAUGCAGAAUCCGUUGCAUAUGGAUAAGAUUCACAUCAGGCCCCUGAGCCUUAUUGCCCGUCGCUGGAGUCCGGAGCAAGGAGAUUUGACUCUAGACAUGAUCGAGGGGAGAUCGCCCAUUUUAGCGGACGGAGUUGUCUUGGAUUCGCGGAAUCCUCACACACCUGGCUACGUAGCGGCUGGCCUUUCGCGGAACGAUGCACAAGCUAGGGAACAGCAGUCGAACUUGAGGGUCGAUCGUUUCCGAUUGAACAUGGAACGGAAGCGACGUCUUUGAAGUGGAGGAACAUCGGGGCAUGAAUAGCAAUUUCUGGUAUGAAGUUGCAUGGAACGAUGGAACUUGUCAUUUUCAUCACGGACCCUCGGAAAUAGUACUCUGGAAACAUAAGUCCAAAGGGGGGUAGUCGCGACAUGGUGAAUCUGGGGUUUUCUGGGCUGAUGGCUGUAGCAUAACAGCUCAUGUAUCAAACUGUUGAGAUUAGCUCAAAUUCUUGACAUUCCAG
This is a messenger RNA of Fusarium redolens, 3259 nucleotides long. RefSeq names its product P-loop containing nucleoside triphosphate hydrolase protein. The transcript has 5 exons. Lineage: Eukaryota; Fungi; Ascomycota; Sordariomycetes; Hypocreales; Nectriaceae. The coding region runs from base 1 to 3033 and encodes 1010 amino acids. The record is from RefSeq and is a predicted model, not a curated record. Gene Ontology annotation, molecular function: ATP-dependent chromatin remodeler activity; ATP binding.